CCUUUUCCGUAUCACUAUCAAAGAAUGACUAAGAAACAAAAGAAGAAGAAAAUAGUCUGGUUUGUUCUUAUUUUAAUUAUAGGUUAUUGUAUGUUUAGUCAUUUGUCUUAAAUUUAAUGUCUGAAGGACAUGUCAGUUUUCUUGAACGAAGAAGAGAAAAAUGCUAAGAAUUUAAAACCGGUCGAUCACCGGCCGGUUUGAAAAUAUUUCUAGACCGGCAAAAGAUCGGUGGAGACCGGCCGGUCUAAACUUUUACACCGGACCGGUUCCAACUCUGCAACAAAGGGCUCUCUAUAAGGAGGGUCACCUAUUAGAAAAAUGCUUAUAUCUCUUGAAUGAAACAACCGUUUGAGCUGAAACUUUCAGACUAUUCCUGGAUUUGGGCACUCUGAUUGUAAAGUAAGUUAAUCUCAUGAUAAAUGUACUUUUUUUACCAAAAAGUAAAGGCUUUCUCACAAAAUAAUACCAACAAUAUGUUAGGAAUAUCGAGUAAAUCUGAGAAUAACUGAUGGAUCUCUGAAUAGCACUGAACUAAGCUCUUUCAACCACUGUGUACUUGAGAAAUCUGAAUUUCAUCGAUGUGGAUGGAAGCCCCAUGGUUACAAAACAUAUAUUGCGCUUGUCCUGCUCGUCACAAAUGGUUUAUGUUUCUCAUAAAGAGACCUUUUUUGGUAAAAGCUGUUUCGUAGGUAUAUUUUUGAUGGUUAAGAGUAUGCAAUCGGAACUCGGUGUCUGUCAUGACUAAUAACAUCUAAAUCUUAUUUGAAGUUGGUCUUACACGUUUGUAUAUUGUAUUAAACACUGUAUAGUCAGUCAUCUUUCUUUUGUGUCAAAUUUCUGAAUCAUCUUUUCCUGUUGUAUAAGUUGAAAAAGAAGCACAUGGUCUAUGUUUUGAAAGUAGUGUACUAGACGAUGCACGUUGUGAGAUGAACGUUUAAAUAGACUGAAUUACGACUGUCGAGUUUAAGAAAAGAAAAAAAGGUAAAUGAUUUAAUCAUCAAGAGUUUUUUAAUUCAACCUUCAAUUCAAUCUUUGUUUUAUUAGUAGAAUGAUCUGUUAAACAAAAGUGUUCGUGAUAUCGUUUUCGUUCAGUUGGAAUUCGAAGAAAACUGUUGUAGGUCUCUAAACCAUGUGGUUCAGUGGUUGAUACAAAAAUGAGGGAUCUGGUUACGUGGAUGCAGUAGAUGGAAAGCAUUAUUUUGUGUUAUAUGUAUCGAAGUCCGCUUAUCUUAGAUGCGUUAUAUCAUAUACGCUUGUUCACUGGUUGAGACGGGAGUGAGUUUUACUCCGUAGUGAAUACAGUUGUCCAGUGAGCCCCUAAGAAUUCCGAAACUUUAAACAGAAUAAGUAUGAUUCUUUUCUUCUUAUACAUGAUAUAUUUACCAUUGAGAGAUGCCCACAUAUUAAAAUUAAAAAAAGCUUUUUAUUGCGGAAUAAUUAGAACAAAGAUGUUGAUGACAUGUGUAGUAUUCCGUUAGACAUUUCUUUUGUGACGGCUGUUGCUUUCCACUGUUUGCCAUACCAGCUAGCAUAUAAGAUUAAAAUCACAGGUUUUGUUUUGUUUAGAGUUAAACAAAAUGUGUCAAAUCUGGUUUUUUAGUAGGUGUUAUUCAUUUUGAACAUAUCCUUAUAGAAAUUAUUCUGGUCUAUGGCUUCAGCAAGCAAAGUAUUUUCAACACUCACCCUAUUCCUGUUGGCGAUGUCGCCUGCGUGCAGGAAGUUGUUGCUUUAACAAACAGGAGACGCCUGCUAAGUCUUCACGUUCUUCUCGUAAAGAAAAUACAGUGAUCGAACCACAGUAUGGAUUUCGUAAUUACUUUCCUGUAAAACUGCUUUUUGAUGUCGACACACCACGUCCUCAUUUUAUUAUUGUACAACAAGAUUCUUAUCGAACACAAUAUGCUACCGUUGAAGAAUUGAAAGCAGCAUUUAGAUUAGUUACACGGUUUUUAGCUCACAAUCCUGCUUAUGAUCACUUUACAAUUUUAAGUUUUCAUCGUGGAAUUUGGUAUCAACAAAAUCAACAAGGAUUUCAUGCUCAUUUAUGUGUAUCAUAUGAACCAUACUGA
Molecule: messenger RNA, 2069 nt
Organism: Didymodactylos carnosus
Lineage: Eukaryota; Metazoa; Rotifera; Eurotatoria; Philodinida; Philodinidae
Source: the annotation of a GenBank genome assembly